AUGGAUGCCGAUUUCUAUCACACCGAUAUUGAUGAUUAUGAUGAUGACGACGAAGCUGGUAUAGUCAGCAUCUCCAACGACUGCCACAGUGAGGAAGAUGACGCCCUCACUGAUGAGGACAACGUUCUUUCAGCAGUGCACACGAAGAGAGCUGCUGUUGAAAAGGAUGAAUUAGCAGAGGAAUUUCUGCUGACUCGCGAAGCGGUUGUCCGCUUCGUUUAA
Messenger RNA from Peronospora matthiolae, 222 nucleotides. NCBI's taxonomy places the organism in Eukaryota, Oomycota, Peronosporomycetes, Peronosporales, Peronosporaceae. The record is from the annotation of a GenBank genome assembly.